AUGCAAGAAAUGCCAUUAUCACCAAUCUCACCAGUGUCAUCGGAGUCACCGGUGCAGACUGUGUCAGGAAACACGGAACGACGGGGAAUAAGGAAGCAGCUGCAAAGAAUAGAUGAAUCAGAGCCGGGGGUUGUGUUUAACUUCUGCUUUUUUUGGCCACGGAAAGGCUGUUCCAGGCAGCCACUAUCUCCAUCGAGUUCAGAAAGAAGUUCAGAACACAGUUUGGAGCAAAGUCUAGAGCAGGGUUCGGAGAAGAAUAUGAAGCAAAGUGAAGAACGUAUGAGCGAACAAAAUAUGCCACAUCGUUUUGGACGCAAGACAGGACCAAUUGGAUCAGUUCGUGCGAAUGAAUAUGUAUCAUGUAAUAUUAGCUCAUUUCCUGUACUGCUGGGGCAAAUUAUUAACGAUGAGCGGCAGCGACGGUCAUCGUAUGAUAUAUUUGCAAUAAAUCAAGAAGCAAAAAAGACUUCAGGAGCAAUUAUUUUAGCGAGUAAGCGACUCCAAUGUAUCGUUAAGGAUAAUGAGAGCGAGAAACGAUUGAAUUCGGGUGAAAAUGAAUCAAUUCAUGGACGGCUUAAAUCCGCGUUUGUGUGUAAUGCUUCUCAGAGCGUUUCGUCUGCAUAUCCAGAUACAGAUCUGGAGUUUUGGAGAAACAAUCUACAAAAACAAAUGCGUUUACGACAUCGAAAUUCAUAUCGAGUAUUAAAGACGUCCGCUAAGCAGAUUCCCAAACAGGUUUCGACUACAGUGCCCAAACUUCGGUCGAGAUCAGGCACUUCUAAAACUUUUCUAAAUAAAACUCAGAAUAUGAUACAAACAUCUCCCUCAUCCAAUACGAACGAACACGUGUCUACUCCCGAAAGACGCUGUGUAUCCUGUGGAUGCUCCAGCACUCCUUGCUGGAGACCUAGCUGGUAUGGGAAUGCAGGGUUGCUUUGUAAUAGUUGUGGGCUAAGAUACAAGAAAAUUGGUGUACGCUGUCUAAAUAAAAAUUGUCGUCAUAUUCCCCUUCGUUCAGAGUUCAGGGAAAUGAAAAGCAAGGUAACUGGCAAUGCCACAAUCGAUUGCAUCAAAUGUGGCAGCGAGGUCAAGAUCCGAGGCUAA
This is a messenger RNA of Pneumocystis jirovecii RU7, 1104 nucleotides long. RefSeq lists its product as uncharacterized. Gene Ontology annotation, molecular function: zinc ion binding; sequence-specific DNA binding. The coding region runs from base 1 to 1104 and encodes 367 amino acids. The transcript has 3 exons. Gene Ontology annotation, biological process: regulation of DNA-templated transcription. Lineage: Eukaryota; Fungi; Ascomycota; Pneumocystomycetes; Pneumocystales; Pneumocystaceae. The record is from RefSeq and is a predicted model, not a curated record.